AUGCGCGAGUUAUUACUUGUACGAAAACUAGAAGAAGAAAAUGCAAAAAAAAAUAAACAAAAUGAGCUACCCUCACCUACUUCACCUGAAAACACAUCCAACAUUGACUCUUGCACCGAAAAAUCCCAUAAGCAAGAGACGCAAGAGGUGCAUCAAGAUACACAUGAUAUUACACUGAACAACAAUAGUGAAAUUAGUUUGUUGUCAGGAGAGAAUACACAGAAUAACCCCGAUAUUAAUAUUGUUCAGAAUCAGACUGCCAACAUUUUGAAUACAGAAAUCCAGCAGCACUUACCCAUACUUCCAGACGACAAUAAUUCGAUACUUAUCCCUCUGGAAACUUCAACUUCUAAUGACGUUACUUCCUCUGAUAAGACCAUUCAUUCAGUUGAACUUGCAGAAAAUAUAAGCGAUUUACCCGAAGAAAAGAAACAUGAUGUACUACAAACGAAACGAGAGAGCCUUAAAGAGUUUUUUCUUCAAAAACAACCAUAUAUACAUAAGGACUCUUACAACAAUAAUCCUGCAUUAGAUCCGGAUUUAAUAGAAACAGAGAGCCAAUCACCUUUAUCUCCAAUUUCAAGUAAGCAGAUUAAGAAAGGAAAUACAAAUUUAUCAGACCCAGAAAACUUGCUAUUAGAUAGUUCUAAUCAUCAAACUGAUCAAAUAGAUAGCAAAUUAAACUUUGACGAAAAACGUCAAAAAGCAGCAGCGGAUCGUGAUUUGCAGAGAAGGGAAUUAAGAAAUUUGAAGAAACAGAGAAAGCGCCAAUCCGCUGAACAGAAUCCUGAUGAUGAUAUAGUCAUUAUGGUGCCGACAAAGAAAACUACAACAGUUGAUAACUCUGAAGAAACUCCUACCGUUAUUGUUAAUUCUGAAGGACCAGAUGGAAAGACUACAAUUACUCGUAUAAAACGUCCAAAAGACAAAACUUCUGCUGAUUCAGAUACGGAUGGUUCAGUGGAUUUAGAUGCGCUCAUAGCUGAAGGCAGUGACUUGGAUUCUAAUGCAAUUCAAUUGAAUGAUGAUGGUUUGGAUGAUGGUGAUGACAGCUUUUGGAAAAUUGAUCCUGCAGAGGUACAUAUUCGUGAUUUAGAAAUUGAUUUAUAUAGUUUUGUUCUUGAAAAACAUUUAUCUCCAUCGACCACUCCUUUACGUCGUCCCUCACCAGACCCACAAAUUACACCAACUUUGACAAUUUCUAACAGACCAGUUAGCAUGAUCGCGGAAGAAGACGAGAAUUUAAGUGAUACACCUCUCGAAAUUGAUGGUCAAGAAGCGGAUGAUAUUUUUAGUCCUGGCGGAUUUGAUCUAAAAAAUGACGACGAAGAAGAUCAAAUUGACAUGUCAUUAGACACACAGAUUACUCCAAUUUUGAAACCUGUAUCACCAUCUCCGGUGCCUUCACCGUACCCAACACUUUCAGGUGGAAAAUCCGGAAUUCCGACCGGAUUACCAAAAACUGCUUUCAGUCCACAUUUUGGUCCGUCUCCUCUUUCACCUACCUCAUCUAGAGCUUCAUCUGUUGCUGAUCCAGAUGAAUAUGAGACAAUGUCAAAUGGUUCAUAUACUUCGGUUCGUUCGGCAGGAAGUGCAAAAUCUGGAACUUCCGGAAUACGGAGACCGUCAAAUACUUCAGGACUUCGUGCUCCCAGUCGAGCAGGUUCUCAUGCUACAUCUCCUUCAAGGAUGGUUCUUCCUACUAGGGUUGAUUCUCAUACAUCAAUCCCAUCCCCAGGGAGACAAAGAUCAUUGAGUGUUGUCAGUAAUAGUUCCACUGAAGAGAGCACUACUUCGUCAGUGGAUGCCGUAUCUCCUUCACGGAUUGCCUCUCCGACUCGUGGGGUUCGCAUAUAUAGUCCUAUGUCACAGGCUAUAACAGGUGGUGGUACUCGUCCAAGAUCUAUAAGUCGAGUAAGCAAUAGUUCUGCUGAAUCAUCUACUACUAAUGCCUCAACCUCUGGUGUACGUUCAUUAAAUAAAGCUGGCUCGAAUAUUGCCACUCCUAAAAUUUCAAAUAUAAAUUCGGGCAUUCCGAAUCGUGUUCGUAAUAAUAAUACGGAAAAGAAUGUAUCUAUAGCACGUCCUGUUUCACAAUUACAAUCUCCCUCUUCGUCUAGUUCAACCGGUUUGUCACGGACGACACAUAGAACUAGUUUGAUAAAGUCUCCAGGUUCUGCAACUUCCGUGCGGCCGCUUGGCGGAAACACCGCUGAAACUCCUAAACAAAAUACUAUAAAAAAAAUUAGACCACAAUCUCAUAUUGUUAAUGAUCACUCUUCAAACGAUAAUUAUUCCUCCUUUGGUUCAAAUGCACCUUCUGGUAUUAGAUCACCAUCUGGCUUGAGAAGUUCCACAAUUACUCGUAUUGGUAGUCGUCAGAGUUCAGAUAGCCUUUCUUCUCAUGACGAUUACAUUAUAUUUACUCCUCCAGAAUCACCUACAAAUGCUUCAGAAACAGAUUCUCUUACAUCCUUAACAAGUUCUGUCUCAUAUGGUUCUUCACCUGGUAGAGGAACAUCUCCAAUACCCCCUGCAUCAGUAAUUACUUCAACUAGAAUUUCAUCAAAGUCAAACAACCGAACAUCAAUGAUUACACCUCCAUCUGGCAUAAGUAAACUUACUUAUACUAGAACUACUCCUUUAAAACCUGCAACUCCUGGCA
Messenger RNA from Racocetra fulgida, 2665 nucleotides. Lineage: Eukaryota; Fungi; Glomeromycota; Glomeromycetes; Diversisporales; Gigasporaceae. The record is from the annotation of a GenBank genome assembly.